Molecule: messenger RNA, 8805 nt
Organism: Mirounga angustirostris (Northern elephant seal)
Lineage: Eukaryota; Metazoa; Chordata; Mammalia; Carnivora; Phocidae
Product: WD repeat-containing protein 87-like
Exons: 8
Coding region: 1-8805 (2934 amino acids)
Molecular function (GO): protein binding
Source: RefSeq, a predicted model, not a curated record
AUGAGCAAUAUCACACUUGCUGUAGAAGCUGACCAGGAUGUAGGAGAGAUGCUGAGGAAUUUGUGGGAAGAGGCUGAUGAAAAACCAAAGAAUGAUGUGAUUGUAUUGAGUGACUGGCCUAAGACUCUAUACCAGGAGCCUCACCAUCCCCAGAGCAAGCCUUUCAUCUCUUUCUAUGCCAUCGAUGUCAACUAUUUUGUGUCCUUAAACUGGGUGGAACCACAUUCAAAACAAAUACAGGCAGUACUUUGGGUACAGAAGAAAGAUACAGAAAUGGGAGGAAUGAUAGAGAAGAUGAAGUUUCCUGUGAUGGAUCAAGUGCCACCCAUUGAAGCAAUGGUCCACACAGGUUCCUACCACAUGUUAAUUGCUUACUGUGGUGACAUGCGCCUGCGGCUCUUCGGAGAUCACCAUCAAGCAUUCAUAUCUCUGGGCACAGUGCCCUGUCGUUUCUCCAUCAGCUGCCUCUGCUAUGACUCAGAAGCUGAGAUACUGCUCUCUGGUACCCCGGGGGCUGUGGUUACCUGGCUUAUCUUACCAAACGGCAGGGGCCUCCAGAUGGCACAAACAGUGCUCAUGUCUGAUCAUGAGUUUGUACAGGGCUUUUCCCUGAACGGCCCCCAGGGCUCCCUCCUGGCUCUUUGUGAGAAUAAGGUAAGGGUCUUCACCCACCAGGGUCAGGGCCAGCUGAAAGAGGUAAAAAAGUUCACUCCCACAGCCAGUGGCUCUUCUAUCACCUGUUCCUUCACUUGUGUCUCUCAGGGCUAUUUCUAUGCUGGAAACAAGGAUGGAGAGAUCCAUGCUUGGGGUCUAGACCAGGGUAACUUCCUCCACAGCUUCCAAGCCCAUUCUUCAUCAGUGAUAUGUGUUUACAGCCGGCCAGAGACCUACACCUUACUAACAGCAGGCCGAGAAGGCAUUAUAAGGGAAUGGAAUCUUGCCUUUGGGAACUUGCUGCGGCAGCUGGAUAUUGAUGAGGAUUUGCAGCAACUGCAGUUUAUUGAUAACACCACUUUUUUCUGCCAGACUACCCACACUUUCUCAUUGCACCACCUACCAUAUUUUUAUAGCCUCUUCAAUGUCUGUGGUUCUGCUCCUGAGCAGGUGCAGCGGGUCUGCUGUGGCCGUAAUUGGACUCGGAUCCUGUGUGCUACUAAGGAUGGUUUAUUGCGCUUCUUGUCUCCAGUAACAGGAGAUCUCCUGGUUAUCACCUGGCCUCUACUUGUCAUGGAUAAGGCCGUAGCUUGGGCCUAUGACUCAGACAAAGAAGAGCUCUUUGUGGCAACAGGCAGUUCAGAGGUGCUGGUGUUUGAUGCAACGCGCUCUCCUUGCAUGGCCAAGUAUCUGGUAUGCACUUCAGUAAACUCUGGGGAUAAAGUAAGGUGCCUGGCCUAUGGGCAGUCCCAUUUGGGUAUGGGCCUAGUAGGAUUGAUGUUCUGUGGGCAUGACAGUGGCAUUGUGAGAAUCCUCUCCCACUAUAGCUGUGCUCGAAUAGAAAAGACUGUUCACUCUGGGGCAGUGUUGGCACUGUCUACCCUAGAAGGUCCUCAGGAAAUCUCCUUACUCUGUUCCUAUGGCAUGGAUAAUACUAUACACCUGACAGAAGCUGUGAUUCAGAAAAACAAGGUAAUCCUGCAGCCCAUAAGCAAAAUUCUCUGUGCUUGCCCCCUAACACACGUGAUCCUCUUGCCAGGUUCUGUGGGUGCCAUCACUGAGAACCACUGCUGGCGUCUCUGGCACUACCAAGAUUUUCUGAAAUCUUCAGAAUCAAAACAAAGGUCUGUUAGAGACAAAGAGACAAAAUGCCUGCACCAGUGUGACAUCACUUCAUUUGAUGUCUGCUCUUCCCUGAAACUUUUUGUCACAGGGGGCACUGAUGGCUCAGUCCGGAUCUGGGAUUUCCAUGGUAGACUCAUAACUGAGUUGGAUUCAGCAUUGCAUUUUGGCCCACUCUGCUUUGCCAAUAAUCGGGGUGACCUGCUUUUGACUUUCAACCAGAGUCUUUACCUGGUAUCCUGCUUAAAAUUGCUCCCUCCGGCUCAGCUGAUUCACCUAGCUAUCCUAAGCAGUGCAGACGAUAUACAAGAAGUCCCUAAACCCUUCCUGCCUAGCUUCUUCUUUUCUUUUGAAAGAGUAUUUGUACCCAAAUUUGUCUACCUUGGACAAGGGCUGCAGGAAUUACAGGGACUAGAGGCCCUUGUUAACAAACGGGUCAUUGCCUUUGACAAUACUGUGCCGCAUGUUGUAGAGGAAGAGAGACAUAUGUCCACUCUGAUUCAUGUGGAACCCAAAUCACACUUUUGGGAGGAUAAGAAUAUUGCUUUUGACCCCAAGCAUAAUCAUCCCCAACACUUGGUUCCUGCUCAGUUACAGCUUGCUGGCUGGGAUGGAUUGAACCCCUACCAUAUAUUAUGUUGCUCCUUUGGUAAAGGGCGGCAAUGGCCCUUUGCUCCUGAUGGCUACAUCCCCAACUCAGUUAUCCGUGCCCGCCUUUGGCCUGAUGGCACCCCAAUCUUCUUACGCUAUGAUCUGUACCAAGAUAAAGACUGGGACAUGACCAAACUCAUCAGAUGCCAGACACUGUCACCUAUGCCUGUACUAGAAGAGAACAUCUCAAUGAGAAGAGAGAGGGAUAAAUCCAAGAAGUGGAAACGAACUUUCUAUGAUGUUCUAGUAAGCAUAAUGAACCGAAAUUGGACAGGAAGAACAUUUGAUGAAGGAAUUAUAAAUAAUUUAAUCGAGGCCAUCCUCAACCUCACAAUUUACUGUUCUAUAGAUCAAUACAAGACAUAUAUUAGUGUCCUGGCACAAAUUUUUGCCACUUACCAGGUAUCUCCAAGAUUGUGCUCUGAGGCUGCCUGUCGCCUAAUGGAAGAUACAGUUCAUCCCAAUCCAUGCAUCCGUGAGCUAGCCUGGGAGGGGUUGGAGAGGCUAGGUGUCCUGAGCCAUCUCUUUGCUGUGCCACUGGCUAUGGGAUUGAUGGACAGUGAUGAAAAUGUGAGGGCUAAGGCCUUAUACCUUAUGAUAAGAGUCACAGGCAUCCAAACUAAGACUAUGCUGGUAGGCCUGCUGAAGAAACGAGACACGUUUCAAGAAAUGCAGCAGGAAUUUAUUGGAGAAACCUCUCUGGACCAGCUGCUGGGGAUCCAAGCUAAAGAUAUCCAGUGCCUGCUUACUCAGGUGGAGCAGCAGCUAAAUGAAAACCUGACUUUGUCAUAUAGAGACCAACAACCUACUUUUUUUUUAGACAUAUCAAUGGCUGGUAAACCUGAGACCCUUGUCAAACAAAUAGUCAUACCUGAAGAGAUCACCAAACCAAAGAAAAGAAAGACAUAUGUUCAAGCAAAAAGAAGAGAGUUUAUUAAAAAGGACCUGAGAGUUUCCAGAAAGCUAAGACAGACAGAGUUUAUAAAAUUUAGCUCUAUGUUGGUGCCUUCAAAGGAUGAAGAUGAACAAAGAGAGGCCAGGCAAUCAGAGCAGAUUGACACCAGGGAUGUUACCUUAGAGCCUAAACUGCGAUUAAGUACUUUCAGCCCAGCCAAAUCUCAAGAGGAUGCUGAGUCAGAGGAGGUUGUGAUGGAAGCCACAGAAGGGAGAGGCCACAUGGAGGUGACAGAGGUUAUGAAGGCCAUAGAUCAAUGUGGCAUGAAAGAUUAUGGAGAGGUGUCCCCUCAGGUGGAAAGACACGAAGGAGAAGGAGGAGGCCACAUGGAGGUCACAGAGGUUAUGAAGGCCAUAGAUCAAUGUGGCAUGAAAGAUUAUGGAGAGGUGUCCCCUCAGGUGGAAAGACACGAAGGAGAAGGAGGAGGCCACAUGGAGGUCACAGAGGUUAUGAAGGCCAUAGGUCAACGUGGCAUGAAAGAUUAUGGAGAGGUGUUCCCUCAGGUGGAAAGACACGAAGGAGAAGGAGGAAGCCACAUGGAGGUCAUAGAGGUUAUGAAGGCCAUAGAUCAACGUGGCAUGAAAGAUUAUGGAGAGGUGUUCCCUCAGGUGGAAAGACAAGAACUUAUGAGUAGGCUUUGGAAAAGGGCACUGGAAAAAAGCCAUGAAAAAGUAGCUGCGAAGUUGAAACAGGAAAAAGACUUGAAGGAUAUUUCAAAGACAACUGCAGAAGAGCCCGAGAAAAAAGUCAUGCAGAUUACUGAGCAAGAAAAAUAUACAAGGAAGAAACAUGGAAAGAGGGACCGAGGUUUGGCUGGUAUGCCUGGACGCGUGGGUAGAUCAGAUACCAGGUCUUGGCGGGAUGACAUUUGCUAUCUUGUCACCUCAAGGAUAGCAAAUUCCCAUCCAGGAAUGUUAAGAGAUCUGGGUCAAGAAUUGGUGGACUUGGCUCAGGUGAUGCUUGGUCCCCAAGAGCCCAACUGGGAACUCUUCCAAGAGAUCUGCCCUCUUCUAAAGGACUCAUCAGAAUUGGAUGAACAAGUGGUAGAAGAACCAUCCAUUAUAACUGAAAAGGUGGAUAUAGAGGUUGUGGAGGAAGAAGGGACAGAAUUGAGAGGACAAAGGGGCAAAAAAGCAUUAAAGAAGGACAAGGCAUUUUCUCAAAUGAAGAAAACGAAAGUUGCUUUCUUAGAUAAACUAGCCUUAGAGAAAAGGAAAUUUAAAAAAGAAGAAAGGAAACUGGCCAAGCAAGAAGGGAAAACAUCUGAGGAAGAAAGGAAACUGAGUAUGCCAAAGAAGAAAUUAAUGCAGGGAAAGGAGAAACUGACCCAUCAGGAAGAAAAAAUAGCUUGGGAAGAAAAAAUAGUGGCUUCCCCACAAGAGAAAUUAACCCAGGAAGAGUGGAAGUUAGUCUUAGGAGAAAAGAAAGAGACCAGAAAAGGGGGGAAACUAAAGGAAAGAAAAAGAGUGACCUGGAAGGAGGGGAGGAGAGCAGGGGUAAGUGGGACUUGGAGAAGGGGUAAGUGGGACUUGGAGAAGAUUAUGAUGGCCCAUGGAGAAGGCAUGUGGCCCCAGGAAGAGGGGUUGCCUCUCUGGGGAGAGAGGCAAUUGUCCCAGGAAGAGGAAGAGCUGGGUGAGGAAGAGGAGGAACUGGGUGAGAAAGAAGAGGAGCUGGGUGAGGAAGAGAAGGAGCUGGGUGAGGAAGAGAAGGAGCUGGGUGAGAAAGAGAAGCAGCUGGGAGAGGAAGAGGAGGAGCUGGGUGAGAAAGAGGAGCAGCUGGGUGAGGAAGAGGAGGAGCUGGGUGAGAAAGAGAAGCAGCUGGGAGAGGAAGAGGAGGAGCUGGAGGAGGAGCUGAGAGUGGAAGAGGAGGAGCCGGUUGAGGAAGAGAAGAAGCCAGGUGUGGAAGAAGAGAAACUGGCCUGGGAUGCAGAGGAACUAAUCCUGCACUUAAAGAAACAAGUUAAAGGGAGGAAGAAAAAGUCCCACAAAAAGAAGAAACACAUCCAGGGUAUAGAGAAACAUGUUGAGGAAGAGAUCCAGGAAAGGGGGAAAUUGGCCCAGGAAGAGGAACAUUUGUCUAGUGAAGAGGAAGGACUGUCUGUGGAAGAAGGAAAACAGGCAUCAGAAAGGGGCAGCUUGGUAGAGCAAGAAAUUAAAUUGACUCCAGAAAAGAAGAAAUGGUUAGGAAAGGAGAUAAAAGAGGCCUAUAAAAAGAAACAAAUCCAAGAAAAGAAAAAACAAAUUGGGAAACAGGAGAAAGAACACCAGACUAAGAAAGAAGAGAAAGAAGCCAAGGACAGAUGGUUAGCCUGGAAAAGAAAGAAACUGGGCCUAGAAGAAGAGGAAAAGCUUGUGGAAAAGGAGAGAAGGGCCCAGAAAGAGGAGGAAACAACCAAGAAAAAGAGGCAAUGGGCCUGGGAAAAAAAGAAAGCUGACUUAGGAGAGGAGGAACAGGCUAGGGAAAUGGAGAAGUGGUCACAGGAAGAAAAGAAACAGGCCUGGAAAGAAAAGAGACAGGAUCAGAAAGAGGAGAAAAUGGCUCAAAAAGUGGAGAAACAGACUGAGGGGGAAAAAAAACGGGCCAGAGAAAAAAUGAAACUGAUCCCAGAAGAGGAAAAAAAGAUAGAGGAAAUUGAGACAGUGUUCCCCCCAAAAGAGAAACAAGCUAAGAAAGAGGAGAAAUGGGUUGGGAAAGAUAAGAAAUCCAUUGAUGAAAAAGAACAGAUCCAUGAAAAAGAGCAACUAGCCCUAAAAGAGCAGAAACAGGCCCAGGAAGAGAGAAUAUGGCAUCAGAAAGAGGAAAAAGAGAGCGAUCAAAGAAAACAAUGGGCCUGGGAAAAAGAGAAGUUGUCUGUAGAAGAGGAGGAACACGCUGGUGAAAUGCAGAAAACGUCCCAGGAGAAAGCACUGACAAAAAGACUGACCCAGAAAGACAGUAAACUGGCCAAGGAAGAGAGGCGUAUUGAUAAGAAAGAAAAGGCAAUAGCCAGGGAGGGAAUUGGCAUAACUAAGACAAAGAAAAAAACUGAGGAAGAGAAAGAAAUUAUGAAAGAAGAGGAAUUGUCCCAGGAAGAGAGGGAACUGGCCUAUGACAUUAGGACCAAGGAGAUGGGUGUUGCCAAGAAAAAAAGGAAACGAACCAAAGAGGAGAGAAUACAGGCAAUGAGGAAACUGAAUAUGGAGAAAGGGAUUCGUUCCAAAGAAAAAGAGGCUAGUUCCAGGUUAAAAGAUAUAAGGAAGAGAGAGAGUUACUUGUUGAGGAUCCUACCUAAAAUAGUUAGAGAAAGAAGUAUAGUACCACUGGAAGAAACAGAAAUACCUGAGGAAGAAAGAUCAUCUAUGAUGGGGAAGAGUGGAAUGGAUGGCCAGAGGUGGGAAGUUUUUAAGGAAGAGAGAGAAAUAAUGAAACAAGAGAAGGAGCUGGAUCAGGAAGAGAGAAAAGUAGAAGAUGACAGACUGGCCACCAAAGAGAAAACACUGACUGAUAGAGACAGCUUGGAGGAGAACCAAAGGUUAUUAGAGAAGGUCCAGGGAAAGAUACUAUUAGAUAAAGUCCAGGUAGAAAGUAUAUUAAAGGAAGUCCAGGAACAAAAUCUGUUAGGAAAAAAGCAGCUAAAGAAACUUCUAAGGAGAAUUGAGAAGAAUAAAUCAGAAAAAACUCAGCUAAAGUACUUAUUAGAGAAUAUCAGAGAUAUCCUGUUUGAAGGCUUAUCUGAGAGUUUGAUUGAGGAGGAAAUAAAAGAAGGUCCAACAACGAAGGGGAAAGAGGAGGAGGGCAUCACUGAGGAAGGAGAAGAGGAAGAAAUUUUGCCCAGGAGAGAGAAAGGGAAAUAUUUGAUUAGGAAGAAGAAAAAGAAGGCAAGCCUGAGUGAAGAGGAAUUGGAGGAGAACUUGGAUAAGAAGCAUAAGAAAGAGAGUUCAACCCAAAGAAGGAAAAAGGAAAAGAGGUUGACUCAAGAGAAAGAGAGGCUGACCUUGGAAAAAGAGAGAAUGCCCCUGGAAGUGUUGAGAGUUCAUCUGGAUUUGGAAGGACAGGAAAAUCAACUUCUUGGAGCAUACCCUAUGACAAGUUCUUGGGGAAGACAAGAGGAUAUGCUCUUGGAGAAAGCGAGGGGUUUGAGAAUAGGCUUAGAGACCCAGAUUCCAGAAGGCCUCCACAGGCCAGAGUCCCACUUCUCAGAUAUUAUCAUGAAAUCACAGAAACCUGAACGUUGGCCCAAAGGUGACAGGUGGAAGUGGUUCUUUAAGUACCAUGAUUCUCCAGUGAGAAAAACUGAAGGCCAGGUCCCAGGGCCAGCCCCAGCCCCAGCCCCAUCCCUUACUCCUAUACCAGCUGAAAGGCCAUGCUACUCAGAAGCAAGCUUCUCAGAUGAGGACUGGAUUAACAAUGCCUUAAUAAGACUGGAAGCAGGAGAGCAGCUUUCCAGGGACAGUUUCCAUAGACUGCACCAGCUCCUCAGAGACUUCACUUCAAAGGGAUACAUGAAAUGGAUGCAUCUGUGCAAUCUUAAAGCCAUUGCUAAACACCUAAGGCAGAACCUCGAGGUAAGUCACACAGACAUAUCGCAACAACAUAAGAAUGCUUUGAGUCCAGUGCACUUAAAAGUGAUCCCUCCAAUUAGAAGAAAAGAAAAAGAGAGCCGGCUAGAGCCACUGUCCAUACCUUCACCGGUGUUACCAUCAACCACCAAGAGGAUUCGAGUCCCAAAGGCUAUAAAUUGGCAUCUUUUAGGAGAACCUUACAGGAGUGCACGGGUAAGGCAACUAUCCAAUGCUCUCAAAGAGAUGGAAAUGAAACAUUUCUAUCCUGCUGCAAGAGAGAUUUUCACAGGUGCCCAUGCCUCUGUGGACAAACAAACUCUAGCACUGAUGUUUCAGAAGGAUCUGAGGGCUUUUAAGGGAAAAGACAGACCCCUCACAUUGCCCAAGUUGAAGAAGGCACAGCCCAUCUCUAAAAAAAAGGAAGAGGUGCCUCAAUGGGAGACAUUUGUGGCACUGUACCAUGUUUUGCAGAUGAUGCAACAACAAUAUGCAAAAGACAGCACUGCUUGGAUGGAACAGUUUUACCAACUCAUGGAUCUGUACAAAUUUAAGUCCCCUCAAAUCCAGAGGCUUCUACUAGAGUUGCUGCAGAAAGAGGAACUCCAACCCCAAGAGAUCAUGUACAAAAAGGCCCUGAAAACUCAGGAGCUGGUACCUGGUGAACGGUUGUUCUGUGGCUUGUUUUGGGGUCAUUCCCAUGCCCCUGCAAUUCCUCUCAAGUUCCAUAACAUUGUACCUUUGCCUGGGAAGAGCAGGGUGCAUACUAUCCAACCUGUGGGUAUCGCCCAGUAUGGAUUCCUAGAACUUGCCUGGAAAAACCUACCACAAGUCAAUUCUUACUUUAUUGACAAGCCGCCCAACAUCCCUACUCCUACUCUAUGA